UUGGAGGAACCGGCGGCUCCAGCCGGCAGAGGCGAGCGGCGGCGGCGGCGGCGACGACGGUGGCUUCCCUUUUCUCUCCCAGCAGAGCCCAGGAGCGACUCGCGGACUGGCCCUAAAAAGAGAAGGAAACCUUGUUUACCGCCCGCGGAGAGAAGCCGAGCGAGCCUUUGUCUGGAAGUCAGCAUCUCCGGCUUUGGCUCUAACGUGUUCCUGGUGACAUUAGCAUUGGGCGAACUGGCCGGAGGGGGGUCGCCAGGUUCCUUUCUUGUUUUGGAGGCGGAUCAAGUGGGUGACUUUUGUGCAUUUGUUUUCAUUUUUGGAAAUCUCGGGUUUUUUUUUCCCUCCUUCGCCCACCGCCGGGCAUGUCCUGAUCUUCCAGCCGCCCCUACCGCCGCGGGUUGCAGGUCGGAGUCGUUUCCAGUGGGUCUCCCUCCCUCCCCGACUUUGCAACACCGCGUUCCGGGAGGACCGACCUCGGCAAGGCAGGAGGCGGGGGAGCGGCGAACACCCAGACCCAAACCUUGACAUGCUCUAGGGCGGAGAGGAGGUAGCCAGGAGCUGAGAGCGCUGCUGGGGUGUUCCACGGGCCGGCUUUGAGCGCCCUGCCUGCGCCUGGGCGGCAGCCUUGUUGAUCUGGGGGCCCGCUCCCCGCUUCCCGCGCUGGGGUUCAGCAGCCGGCUGGACCAUGCUGCUGAAGGAGUACCGGAUUUGCAUGCCACUCACUGUAGACGAGUAUAAAAUCGGACAGCUGUACAUGAUCAGCAAGCACAGCCACGAACAGAGUGACCGAGGAGAAGGGGUGGAGGUCGUCCAGAAUGAGCCCUUCCAUGACCCUCACCAUGGCAAUGGGCAGUUCACCGAGAAGCGGGUGUAUCUCAACAGCAAACUGCCUAGUUGGGCUAGAGCUGUUGUCCCCAAAAUAUUUUAUGUUACUGAGAAGGCUUGGAACUAUUAUCCCUACACAAUUACAGAAUACACAUGUUCCUUUCUGCCGAAAUUCUCCAUUCACAUAGAAACCAAGUAUGAGGACAACAAAGGAAGCAACAACAGCAUUUUCGACAGUGAAGCCAAAGACCAAGAGAGAGAAGUUUGCUUUAUUGAUAUUGCCUGCGAUGAAAUUCCAGAACGCUACUAUAAGGAGUCUGAGGAUCCUAAACACUUCAAGUCAGAGAAGACAGGACGGGGACAAUUAAGGGAAGGCUGGAGGGACAGUCAUCAGCCCAUCAUGUGCUCCUACAAGCUGGUGACAGUGAAGUUCGAGGUCUGGGGGCUUCAGACCAGAGUGGAACAAUUUGUACACAAGGUGGUCCGAGACAUUCUGCUGAUUGGGCAUAGACAGGCUUUUGCAUGGGUUGAUGAGUGGUAUGAUAUGUCAAUGGAUGAUGUUCGAGAAUACGAGAAAAACAUGCAUGAACAAACCAACAUAAAAGUUUGCAAUCAGCAUUCCUCCACUGUGGAUGACAUAGAGAGCCAGGCCAAAACAAGUACAUGACAAUGGAUGAAGUCCGAGAAUUUGAACGAGCCACUCAGGAAGCCACCAACCAGAAAAUUGGCGUUUUUCCACCUGCGAUUUCUAUCUCCAGCAUCCCCUUGCUGCCUUCUUCUGUCCGCAGUGCCCCUUCCAGUGCUCCGUCCACACCUCUCUCCACAGAUGCGCCUGAAUUUCUGUCAGUCCCCAGAGAUCGGCCCCGGAAGAAGUCCGCCCCAGAAACUCUCACGCUUCCAGACCCUGAGAAGAAAGCCACCCUGAAUUUACCUGGCAUGCACUCUUCAGAUAAGCCAUGUCGGCCCAAGUCAGAGUAACUUCUAAUACGGAUAUUUCAUGGGGUUUUAUAUUUUCAUUUUGGGUUGUUUUGUUUUAAGAAUUUCUGAUAUAGAGAAAGACUGCUUUGUCACUCAAACAUGUUCCUUCGAUCUCUGGGUGUGCAUGUGGUUAAGUAAUUUCACAUAUAACAUGAAUGCCUAAGUCCGUCACACAGCAUCACAGUAGAUGUAAGACUUGCCAAGGACAGACGGAAUCUUCCAUAGCAACAGCUGUAAGCCAGGCAGGAAGUCUUGCUGUUGGGCGUUUGGACUUCAAGGGUAAACAAAUGAAAACUUCGCACCACUUUGUGACAAAGUUGUGGUAAAAUAGUGGAAGUCAGUUUUCUCCCAUCAAACCUGAAAUCUCAAAAACACUCUCAGGCAUAACAUACCUAAUUGUUAAAUUUUGAACUACUGGUCACCAAUACUUGAAUACCAAUAGUUACUGAGAUUCCUAUUUUGGUUAGUCUGACUCAGGAUUUGGGGCCUAAUUAACUCUUUAAACUUUUGAAAAUUUUAAUUCUCAACCUAUAGAGGCUCCAAGUGCAAUUAAUGAUAACUGAUUUAUACCUUUCACAGAAUUUAAUAAAAAUUCCACCUGUUUCUAUCUUUUAAUAACUGUCCCCUCUGUCCUCUCAUGGCCUCAGAAACUUUUUAAGAAUUGCAUGGAUGAAUGUGACCAUAACUGACUUGAGUUUGGUACGACUUAUUUUAGGAAUCACAAGGCCCAGGUGAGGUAAACAUCUCUUUUCUCUACAGGUACCAACAAACCUUGACUUGUCAGUUUCCAUUGUCCGUUAAUAUUCUCAGAAUUUGCAAUUAAUUGAGUAGAAUUCAUUGGCUACUUACCCAUUCAAAGAAGUUCAAGUACAGAGGAAGCUAACUGGGCUUGAACACUGUCAGGAGGUCUGGUGCAUAAACCCUAAAAGAGAACUGUCUCCCAUCCACCUCGUUUUAGUAACAUCCAAACUUCCCUGGAACAGAUAGGCCAUCACCGGACCUUAGAAAAGACUGUUAUUCUCUUGCUUCUUACUUGAAAUCCAAAUAUUGGGAAUGUCACAGGAGUCAAGUAAAUGCCGUCAAACAGGAGGGGAGAAUGAGUAGAAUCUCUGGCUCCUGUUUGCAGAGUAAAAAGGAGGCAUGAUAACAGAUGCCACUGUAUCUAGUUUUUUCCGGCAAGUAGUGGUAAUGCGGGAUUAGAGUCAAAGUUGACAGGAGGCAAGAUCAUUCACCAAAGUGGCAGAGAGAGAAUUCUCCUUCAGUCUAAAGAGAAAAAUCUGCCACCUUCACACCUCACUGCCUUUAAACGCAGAAGGAAGGGCAAGCAGAAUCUCGGCAUUUCCUUUUAUCCUCCAGGAAAGGAAGAGAACAAGGUCAUUGGGCAACUCAAGGCCUGUGCCCCAGCUAGCCUUCCUGACCGUAAUGUCCAACCUCAGGAAAGGGACCUUCCCAAAACACAGAUCCCAAAGGAAACAAAAUAGGCCAAGGAGCUUCUCCUCUCAGCCAGUGGCGCCUGCCUGUUUCCCUCAGUGCCCAGCACUAUGACCUGUAGCGUCGUUCAGGUUGAUACACUCUACCAAGGUGCAGACGCUGGCCCCGUGAGCCCAGCACCAAAGUGUUCCAAGUCAUAGGUCAGACUGUCAAGAUCAUUUCUUUAUCUGUAGGUUGACAUUUAGCUUUAAAAAAAAAGAGAAUAAACCCAGAACUCAAGAGGAAACCAGUUACAGAUAGCUUAGAGCAACAAUUCAUCUCUUCCUAAGAAUGAUAGCAUCUAGUAAGACACCUUCUUUGCAUGGUCUGGCAGCAUGAUUUUUGCCUGUGGGAAAACAGAAUCUCUUAUCAAACACCUUUGACUUCUAAAUGGCUCCCUCUCCACACAGUAGUACUAAAUGGGAGUAUGUGGUUUAGACAGGUAGUUUUAGAAGGCAAAAUUCUACUUUCAGAAGACACUUAGAUAGUGUAUGUAUUUGCUUACCAUUUGCCAGCUGAAGUCGGUGGGGGUGGGAUCAUUAUUUUCACAUAGAACCAAUUUAUUUUAUGUAGUUUGUUAACACAUCUGGCACCGAGGUUUUCCGUUAAAGCCAUUACUAUUUUCCCUUUUUUAUAAAGUAGCUUCUGCUCUCAAGGUGCACAGUUCUGUGUGCUUUUAGAAAGCUAAUCUGUGAUUUCCUUUUGUGAGUUGAAUUUCUUUUAUAGCCAGUGUAAUGCCACAGACAUCAAUUGCAAAGCUCUCCCCGUGAUAGUGUGGUUCUUUGCCAACAAACGUGUGCUCCUAAAGUAUGUUCCGUUUUUUGUCUACAUGUGGUUUGUGUGCAUUAACAGAAGGGGAAGGGGAUGCAAAUAUUCCUUUAUUUGCUUUGAAUAUUUAACCCAGUCAUUAUAAGGCAUAUAAAGGACGUUAAUAUUUUAUAUACCUUGAUUUUCAAGUGUCAUUUCACAUUCUCCAUACCUGAGUUUGUUAUUGUGGGAUACAAGCCUGCGAUGAACAUGCAUAUAAACAUUAGUAAUUCUCAUAAGGGUGGAAAUUAAGUGGCUGCAUGAUGGAAAUUUAGAAGAAAAAAAAAGCAGAAACUUGAAUUCACUAAGCAUGUGUGGGGGGAAAUAGAAUCCUUAACUCAGUGCCUCUGUCUGCCAUGUGGAAACCUUCAACUUUGUUCACCAAAAUUGUAUUAUACCUGUAUAUAUAUAUAUAAAUAUAGUAUAGUGAAUCAGACACCAUCCAUUUUCAGUCUCUGAUAGCUAAAGUAAAGUAAAUAGUCUAUAGAAUAACAUGUCUUCAUCACAUCUUCAUCUCUGAUGCCAGCGGAGACCAUCAAAUGACCGUAAAUUUCAUCACUUUGGGUGGAUUUCAAAUACAAAAUGCCUCUGUGCUUCCCAUUGGCUCUCAGUGGUUUGGCUGUGCUUUUCUGGGACGAGAAGACCUCGUUUCUACUACAUAAGCUUUGUCAGAAAUCAGCUCUGAGGACCAUUUCGUUUUCCUUCUUUUGGGCUGUCAUAAGACCAAGCAAAGGAAAAGCAUGACAACAAAGGAGGCUGUGAUGCUUUCCAGUUACCACAGUUAUAACUGAGACAAUAGCGGGUUCAUUGGUGAACUGAUUUAUAAACUCUUCUGUUACAGUUGUGCAUCUGUGUGGGGGGGGAAUGGUUUUAAUUUAUUUGGAGCUAUUUAUUAGCCGUUGUUUUUGGCUGUGAAAAUAAAUCUCUAAAUAGCACAGUUGUGGAUGUAUAAUGCAGACACUUAACAAACAAAACAAUACUCCCCCAAAAAAGUAAUUAUGUGGUUUUCUUUCAAGACAUUGUAAUAAACAGGACCUAAGAGAGUAUAUUCUGACACUUGAGAUACCAUUUCUCUGUGACCGUUUAGGGCUAAUGUAUUUAUAUGCAUUUUUGAAUUCUACUUUCGUUAGCAUCUCCUCAUGGCUCAGAGACAACAAGGAAAUAAGUUACUGGCUAGCUAAGUCAAUAGGAAUUUGGUUUAGAGAUGGGCCAGAGUAUAAUUUACUCUGCUUGUAAUGUAUAAUAAGAUAAUCCAAUAGAAAGGAAUUGUCUCAAUAGUUCUGAUUCUUUCCUGGUCAUUUGACUCAGUAGGCUAGGUGACAAUCUGCCAUCUGAGACAUAGUUCUUGAAAUUUAAAAAAAAAAAAA
Trichechus manatus latirostris (Florida manatee) is the source of this 5447-nucleotide messenger RNA. RefSeq names its product phosphatidylinositol transfer protein cytoplasmic 1 (gene PITPNC1). Gene Ontology annotation, cellular component: cytoplasm. Gene Ontology annotation, biological process: phospholipid transport. Gene Ontology annotation, molecular function: phosphatidylinositol transfer activity; phosphatidylinositol binding. The record is from RefSeq and is a predicted model, not a curated record. Lineage: Eukaryota; Metazoa; Chordata; Mammalia; Sirenia; Trichechidae. The transcript is spliced from 10 exons. Bases 686 to 1492 code for a protein of 268 amino acids.